AUUAUGUAUUAAAUGUGAUAUUAUCUAUGACUCAGUCCCUCAACUACUUUUACAUUGGCAUAGGUUAUACUUAGGCAGUGUUUUUAAAAAUUUAUUGUAAUCUGGUAAGCUUGACGCUUUAUUUCAAUCAACAUAUCAAGACAAGCUGUCAUAUAUAAAAUUUUACAAAUCCAUAGCUUUAUAGUAUGCAGAUGAGUCGUAUGGGCUCGCCCUCCAUCGGAAUGGACGAAGACAGCGGCGCUGGUCAUGCACUUAGCGAUUUUCUGCUCCAGCUAGAAAACUACAGCCCAUCAAUACCUGACUCCGUUGUAGCCUAUUACUUGAACAUGUCAGGCUUUGAAUCACAAGACCCGAGGUUGAUUAGACUUAUAGCAUUAGCGUCACAGAAGUUCUUGUCAGACAUAGCCAAUGAUGCACUCCAACACUGUAAGAUGCGAACAUCGAGUCAAAUAAACCAGAACUCUAAGAACCAAAAAGGACCAAAGGAAAAGAAAUAUGUAAUGACAAUGGAGGAUUUGGUGCCCGCUCUUCAGGAGUAUGGAAUCUCAGCAAAGAAACCGCACUAUUUUGUUUAAUUAAGUUAAAAACUUUGGGGUGUUCGGGAAUAUGAUCGAUGAUUCUUUUCUUCUGUUUUGCGGCUUUGAUCAUAGAAAAUGAAACUAGAGUUUACAAUAACAGUUAUGUAAUGCUUAAGGUCAAAGGUUUAGCAAUGAUAUUUUCAAUUGUUAUAUUUGAUCUUGAUGGAAGUAACGUUUACACAAUGAUAGUACACACAGGCUGAGGUAGAUACAGAUAAUAAUAGAUUACUACUACUAAUUAAUUUUGCACAUAACUUCUAUUUUAACUAAUUUCUUCUAAAUAUAGGUUUUUAAUUAAAUUAUUAAUGUUUGCUUUAUACUUAUAAUUUAAUAAAUGGUAAAAUAAUAACCUAAAACUUUAAAUGCUCCAUUAAACUUAUCAUCAAUCAAUAACAUUGAAUGUGUUAUUUUCAUUUAAA
Molecule: messenger RNA, 997 nt
Organism: Melitaea cinxia (Glanville fritillary)
Lineage: Eukaryota; Metazoa; Arthropoda; Insecta; Lepidoptera; Nymphalidae
Product: transcription initiation factor TFIID subunit 10-like
Exons: 3
Coding region: 186-575 (129 amino acids)
Biological process (GO): transcription initiation at RNA polymerase II promoter
Cellular component (GO): nucleus; SAGA complex; transcription factor TFIID complex
Molecular function (GO): promoter-specific chromatin binding; RNA polymerase II general transcription initiation factor activity
Source: RefSeq, a predicted model, not a curated record